AUGGCCGAACAAAUGAUUCAAGAAUUAUAUGAAAUUCAAAUGAAAGCUUCAUAUCUCAGUCAACAGAUAAAAAAUACGCUUUCAAACAAUCCAAGACCUCCAUGCGGCAUGGAACAUAAACAAGGGCAAAGUUGUGUUCCGGUUUCCAAUCAAACUGUUGUUACAAAUUAUCUAGCGAGUAAUCAAGCGAAAAAUUCUUGUGGAUGUGCUAACAAAUCUGUGCAACCGUCAUUUGCAAAGUCAACGUUACAACCUCAGUCUACAAAUUUAUUUAGUCAAAAUCAAAUGAACUCGUACGAUCAACAGUACGGUCAGCAACAGAACGCAUGUCUUGCACAAUCAAAAUUUUCUCAACAAAGACAAUGUCCUCAAAUAAACCAAACCCCGCAACCAUGUUCUUGUUCUUUACAAACAAGUUCCUGCCCUCCACCAUGCUCGUCACGUUCUCCCAGUCAAUUUCAGCAAGAACCAACAGCUUUUCGGCAACUUGACACAGUGACUUCAAUACCAUUUUCACAACAACCACAAGAUAAUUUACAGUCAUCGGAAGAUUCUCAAGACUGUCGAGAAAGAUUUCACUCAGUUAUCUUUGAAUUGCUGGAGAGCUUCGAAACAGUUAUAAUCUUUGUCAAGAAAGUUUUCAUUGCAAUGGAGUAUAUAAGUGGUUAUUUUGUCGUCCAAACUCAAAAAGACUGCUGUCUGUCGAUUUAUAAACUUCCACCCUGUGUUUAUAUAGCAGGACAAAGUUACAUUAAAAUUUGGACUUGCCCAUAUGCUAACAAUCCUAACAAAUUGCCAAGUGACUUAGUCUUUAAAGAACUAACCAGAUGGAAAGUUGGAGAUGAUGUUUUGACAACUCUCUAUAGAUGUGAUGGAAAGCCUGUGUCCUGCUUAAGAGGUUCCUCGUUGUAA
Helobdella robusta is the source of this 912-nucleotide messenger RNA. RefSeq lists its product as hypothetical. The transcript is spliced from 5 exons. The coding region runs from base 1 to 912 and encodes 303 amino acids. NCBI's taxonomy places the organism in Eukaryota, Metazoa, Annelida, Clitellata, Rhynchobdellida, Glossiphoniidae. The record is from RefSeq and is a predicted model, not a curated record.